Messenger RNA from Cynocephalus volans (Philippine flying lemur), 1680 nucleotides. RefSeq names its product vomeromodulin-like. Bases 1 to 1680 code for a protein of 559 amino acids. NCBI's taxonomy places the organism in Eukaryota, Metazoa, Chordata, Mammalia, Dermoptera, Cynocephalidae. The record is from RefSeq and is a predicted model, not a curated record. The transcript is spliced from 13 exons. Gene Ontology annotation, biological process: sensory perception of smell.
AUGCUGACUCUCUGGGCCAUGGCCAUCAUGUUAGCCAUCGAGGCAAGAGCCCUUAACCUGCUGAACCAAGGCCAAUUGCUGGGAAACCUUCCUAUCCCAGCAUUCCCUGUGCCCAUCCUCAAUAAUCUUUCCAUUUGUAUGCCAAGGAAACAGUCCUCCAGAAGUCUGCCAAUCCCAGAAAAACUUCCACUCAGGAAACAAACAUCUGGGGCUGUAGGAGGCAGGUGCCAACCCGUGGCCAAGUACUUCAUAUCAAACAGCAAGCUCGAAGACUAUCUGAAUGCCACUCUGCUCCCGCAGAUUGAGAUGAUGCUGAAGUGUGAGAAGGUUAACAUGGCUGGUGUGCUUGGAACACUGUUAUCCACAGUGGGUGACUCCGGCCUACUGUCUGUGUUAGACAUCACAUCAUCCCUAGAUAUACUUGGAAGUGGUGGCCUUGGUAGUAUCUUAGGCAAGAGAGGCAGCAGCAAGUCCCUGAAGCUCCCAUUGUCAGAAGUCACUGGUGCCAUCAGUAACCUGCUACCUCUGGGUCAAGAGGGUCUGGGCAGCCUGCUACCCACUGGUGCACACAAGAAUCCUGGAAAAGGACUCCUUGAUAGCACUGGUCUCUCCAACCUCCAGCUACCCCUGAAUGAUGUGGCCAACAAAAUUGGUGAGCUCAAAGAAUCCACUGAGAGUGUGCUGAACAGUGCCCUGUCACCAGAUGUAAAUGAGGCACUCACGGCCCUGCUGGGCAAUAUUAAUGUGGAAGAGCUUUUGCUGGGAUUAAUGGUUCAAAAAGUGACUGUAGAGAGCAUGAAGUUGACAAUGGAAAGCAAUGAGAUCCAAGCAGACGCCAAAAUUACCGCCUUCAUCGGAGGAAAAGGCAUAAUUGGACCUGUACUAAGCAUACUGGGAUUUCAAGUGGAAGGGGAUGUGUCCAUGAAAAUUGGCAUUUCCACAGACAACACCCAAUGUGUCAAUCUCCUGGUCCAGGAAAAAGCCAUCAAGGCCAAAAAAGUGGAUCUUCAGAUAGUGCAGACGGUCACAGAGUCUUUGCCUUUGCCUAUCCCUUUGUAUCUGCCCUUGGAUGACAUCAUUCCUCAACUGUUGACAGUAAAUAUGAAUGAGAACAUUGAAGAACCAAACUCCUGUGCCAUCAUUCUCGAUGAUUUCAACGAUUGCGAGAAUUCUACUGGCUUGUUCAAGUACUACAUUAAAAGCUCCAGGAUUUCCGAAGAAGGUCUUUCAACACUCUACUGUGCCAAAGCCAACUUUAACAAAAAUACAGUCCCUGUGCCUGGAAGUUCUCUCCCUCCAGAUCCUAAAAAUGCCAACAUUUCCAUAACUCUGUCCCACACACUGCUCAGGGCAAUUGUCACUUACAUUGUCAAGCAGAGCUCCGUCAAGAAUCUGACCCUCUCUCAUGACAUCAAGAUUUCAAAAAACAAACUGACUACAGACAUCAGGCUUUUCAGCUCUGAAAACAGUGUGACACCCCCUGAGGCUAUGGACGAGGUGCAAGAUGUGAUGGCUGAAGUUCUGAAGAAGCUCUAUUCUGGCCUAGCUGAAAAUAUAAAACAGUGGAAUAUACCACCAGGAGUAAUCUCAAGCCUUCUAAAGAAUGCCAAGGUUUUAGUGCUUCAGACGGGAAAGCAGCUGCACAGCACCCGGAUACUCUGCCCGAUCUGUCCCCUGUAA